AUGGAUGAAAUUGAAGGUGCUACUUACGGUGAGCAAUUAUUAGAUGCCUCUAGAAGGAACAACGUGGAUUUACUGGAAUUUAUUCUGGAACAAGAUUCGAAUAUAGUUGCAAAAUUGAUAAAUGAUACCAAAGAUCCAUUUGGAAACACAUGCUUACAUAUGUGCUGUAAAUACGGGUCUUGGGAUGUUCUAGAUACUAUUCUAGAUGUUGAUUGCCCCAUUGAAAUAGAUCCCCAAAAUGUUGAAGGAGACACGCCGUUACACACUGUUGUUAAAUAUUCGGAAGAGGAACCUGAACAUGGAACUUUCAUUGCAAGUAAUCUAAUCCAGGUGGGAGCAGACCCAAGAAUAAAGAAUAAUAGCGGUCGGAAACCGAUCGAAUUAAUCCACAAUGACAAGUUUACCGACUUGAUUGACUUACUGCAAAGUGCAGAGCUUGCAGCUGACAAUAAAGGUACAGCAAUUAAUGAGAAUGAAGCUGAAGUCAUUGACGAUAGCCCAGAAGAUGGAUAG
Eremothecium cymbalariae DBVPG#7215 is the source of this 513-nucleotide messenger RNA. RefSeq names its product ankyrin repeat-containing protein ANK1 (gene ANK1). Gene Ontology annotation, molecular function: protein binding. The transcript has a single exon. The coding region runs from base 1 to 513 and encodes 170 amino acids. NCBI's taxonomy places the organism in Eukaryota, Fungi, Ascomycota, Saccharomycetes, Saccharomycetales, Saccharomycetaceae. The record is from RefSeq and is a predicted model, not a curated record.